Molecule: messenger RNA, 1428 nt
Organism: Thlaspi arvense
Lineage: Eukaryota; Viridiplantae; Streptophyta; Magnoliopsida; Brassicales; Brassicaceae
Source: the annotation of a GenBank genome assembly
AUGUCUUUAGAUGCUGCUUUAGGUCAUAAGCUCAAGAAAAGACUGAAGCUUUCGUCUCUCAAUUCUUCUUAUAAAGGAAGCAGUAGAUCUAGUACUCGCCGAAGUGAUGAUGAAACAAACCCUCGGAAUAGUAGUAAAACAAAGGUUUCGUAUAUGAAGAAGAAGAGGGCCUACGCCACUAAGGAUGAGCACACUGAGCAUAACCAUGUGAACGAAAUUCCACGCACAAUUUGGGCUGCCACGAAGAGAAACGAAAGUUCUACUUCUAGUUUUAAGGCCACUAACGGUUCUGCAAAAGCUGCAACAGGUGUGUUUAAUACAAAGUCACCGAGGGGUGAUGAUGAAAAGCAUGCUACUCGAAAGCAAAGCUACCGGAAGAGAGAUGAAAUGGAUAAAACUGGAGAUAUUAGGCGAAGGAAAAGCUCGGAAGUGCCGUCGUUUAAGGCUAAAAGGCAUGGACUUGCAGAGAAGAGAGUCUCGGACGAUGGUUUGGAUAGUCAGGAGGAUCAACCAAGGAAGAGAAAGAGGAUACGACUAGAUCCCUAUGAUACCUCGAAUAAAAGAAUAGAUGAUGAUGUCGUUCUUGAUGAAGGUCGUAUGGAAAAGAAGAAGAACGGUGAAGAGAAAAGUGUUGGAAUGUCGAAAAAUGCACAGUUUCGUGCAAUUCAGCCUAGUCAGUCGAUCCUUUCCUAUGUAGAAGAAAAUCUGUUGGGGCGUAGACGCUUGAUUGAGCUAAAGAAGGCUGGCUACAACAUAGAGCUUCCUGCUCCGUUAGAUAAUAUUCCUCAGUCUACCAGCACAGAGAGAGAGCGUAUAGAAGAAAGUGUAUUUAGGAAUAAAAUGGAAUUCUUUGCUGCUGCAAAUGUUUCAUCGUCAUUUCCACCUCCUGAUGUACCUGAGAUCGCGUUUGCAGGAAGGUCAAAUGUUGGCAAAUCGUCUCUGCUAAAUGCUCUUACCAGACAGUGGGGUGUAGUGAGGACAUCUGACAAACCAGGACUGACUCAGACCAUCAAUUUUUUCGAUCUUGGUCCGAAGGUUCGCCUUGUUGAUUUGCCAGGCUACGGCUUUGCCUUUGCAAAAGAUGAAGUUAAGGAAGCCUGGGAAGAUCUUGUAAAGGAAUAUGUUUCAACAAGAAGUAGUCUUAAACGGGUAUGCCUUCUUGUUGACACCAAAUGGGGUAUGAAGCCAAGAGACCAAGAACUUAUUAAUCUGAUGGAGAGAUCGAAUACAAAGUAUCAGAUAGUCUUAACCAAGACAGAUGUGGUUUUCCCAAUGGAUGUGGCACGUCGGGCAAUGCAAAUCGAAGAGAAGUUGAAGGCAAACAGGUCAAUUGUCCAGCCUCUGAUGAUGGUGAGCUCAAGAUCAGGAGCUGGCAUAGGAAGCUUAAGAACUGCCCUUGCUAAAAUUGCAAAGUUUGCCAAGUUCUAG